AUGGGAGGACCCCUACCCUCACCACGGCUGCUGUUUGCGCUGCUGCUCCUGCCGCCGCCCCCGCCGGCGACCCCGCCAGCGGCCCGGGCCUGGACGGUCCCGGGCUGCACCGUGCUGGACAGCGGCCUGCUGCCCCACGCCCGCGCCCUCGCCCCGCGCUGUCCUGGCCCGUCCGGCCCGUCCGGCCCGACCGGGCCCGGGCUCCUCGUGGCCUGUGCGAACGUGACCCGCCUGGCGACGGUCCUCGAGCGCGUGCCCGCCCGCGCCACCGCGCUGUGCCUGGAGGGCACCGUCCCCCUAUUGCCCGGCGGCGUCUUUGCGCGCUUCUCGGAGCUGCGGCAGUUGAGGCUGCAGCUGGGUCCCACCCGCGUCCAACAAGGGGCGUUCCGGGGCCUGGGCGCGCUGCGCCAGCUCCACCUGGUGCACCUGGCGCCCCGCUGCGCCGCCCUGCGCCUGCCCCCGGGCGCGCUGGACCCCGUGGCCGCGCUGAGGGUCCUGUCCUUCCAGGGCUACUGCCUGCGGCCGAGCCGGGCCGUGCGGCUACCCCGCCUGCUGCGCCACCUCGCCCUGGGCCCCAGCUGCCUGACCCAGCUGCAGGAGCUGCGGCGGCUGUUUCCCGGGCUCGGGCGCGGGGACCUGAAGACCCUCGACGUGUCCGCCAACCCACGGCUCCGCGGGACGGGGCCGGCCGGAGCCCUGCGCGGCCUGCGGCUCCUCUCCCUGAAGCUGGACGGCACCCGAGUGCGCGCCGCCGAGCUGAUGCGGUCGGGGCUGCGCGGCGUGGACGCGCUCUCGCUGGCGGCCACGGGGGCGGCCCAGGUGCCGGGACCCGCAUCGGCGCGCUUCCAGCUGCUCCGCCUGGAGCUGGCGGGGAACCGCGUGGAGAGGCUGCGGCUGGAGUCCCUGCGGGGCCUGCGCCGGCUGGAGGCUCUCGGGUUGCGGGCCAACGCCCUGCGGGAGCUGCCUCCGGGCUUCCUGGCCGCCCUGCCGCGGCUGCGGAGCCUCGACCUGUCCCGGACGGGGCUGGGCCCCGCCGCCCUGUGCCGGGGUCCGGGAGGCUUCGGGAGCGGGCCGGGGCCGGCCGAGGGCGGCCCGGGCCUGCGCGCCCUCGACCUGUCGCACAACAACCUGAGCGCCCUGGAGCCCGGCGCCUUCGCCUGCCUGGGGCAGCUCCGGAGGCUGCGCCUGGAGGGGAACGGGCUGGACCACCUGCAGGGCGGGGAGCUGGGCCCGCUGCGGCGGCUGCGGGAGCUGGAGUUGAGCGGGAACCCGCUGGGCAGGCUGACGCCCGGCUGGCUGGCGCCGCUGCCCGCGCUGACGGCCCUGGGGCUCCUGGACACGAACCUCCACGUCGUGCCCGGGAGCCAUCUGCGGGGCCCCGCGGGGCUGCGGCGGCUGCGCCUGGGCACGGCCGGGGACCUGGAGCUCUACCCGCCGUGGCCGCCCGCGCUGCGCCAUCUGGAGCUGCGGGCCGAGGGCAGCUACGUCCAGUUCACGGUGCACAAGGCCGAGGCCUUCCCGGCGCUGGAGACGCUGGUGGUGCGCGCCCACUACCUGCUGACCGACCCCUGGAACGCCACGGCGCCCUUCCCGGCCCUGCGCCGCCUCGACCUGCGCGGCUGCAGCCCCGAGCCCUUCGCGGCCGCCGGCUCCCGCCACUUCUUCCCCGCCCUCCCGCGCCUGGAGCGGCUGCGCUUCCGCGCCGACGGCGAGGGCAGGGGAGGCCUGCGGCUGUUGGGGCUCCCGCGCCUGCGGGUGCUGGAGCUGCGGGACCUGGGCCUGGGCCCGGCCCCGCCCGGCCACCGGAGCGAACGGCUGGCCGACCUGCUGGGGCCUCUGCCGGCGCUGCGGGUGCUGCUGCUGCACCGCGUGGGGCUGAGCGCCCUGUCGGCCGAAGCGCUGGAGCCGGCGGGCCCGGGCCGGGCCCGGCUGCGCCUGGUGCGGCUGAGCUCCGAGGAGGCGCUGGAGCCGGGGCCGGAGCUGGAGGAGCGGCUCCCGCGGCUGCCGGCCUUCGUCUACUUUCGCCACGUGUCCUUCGCCUGCGGCUGCGACGGCGCCUGGCUGGGCCCGUGGGCGGCGCGGGCCCCCGCCUCCUACGUGUCGGGCCUGGAGGGGGCCGAGUGCGAGGCCCGGGCGGCGGCCCCGGGCGGCCCCGGCCUGCUCCUCUUCCUGGCCAGCUCCGCGCUGCUGCUGCCGCUGCUGCUGCUCCCGCUCCUGCCGGCCGCCGCCCUGCGCGGCCGGGCCUCGGGCUCCGGCCGGCGGGGCCGCUGCCUCCUGCUGCGGCGGCUGCUGCCGGCCCGGCGGCCGCGGGGCCCCUACCGCUACGACGCCUUCGUGGCGCACUGCGCCCGCGACCGGGGCUGGGUGGUGCGGGAGCUGCUGCCCGCCCUGGAGGAGGCGGCCGGGCCGGGCCGGGCUCUGCGGCUCUGCCUGCCCGAGCGGGACUUCGUGCCGGGCCGGGCCCGGGCGGACGGGGUGGCGGCGGGGCUGGCGGCCAGCCGCGCCGCCCUGUGCGUCCUCAGCCCCCGGGCGCUGCGCAGCCCCUGGCUCGCCCUGGCCCUGCGCCUGGCCACGCAACACCUGCUGGACGCGCCCGGCCCGCCCCGCCUGCUGCUGCUCGUCCGGGACCCCGCGGGCCGCGGCCGGCCGCCCGGCUGCCCCGGCCUGGCCCGGCUCCUCGGCCCCGGGGCCGUCCUGCGCUGGCCGGGGGCGGGGCCGGGGGCCGGGGCCGAGGCCGAACGGACCGAGUUCUGGGAGACGUUGAGGGAGCGGCUGGAGGCGGCCGGGCGGGAGGACUAG
This is a messenger RNA of Ornithorhynchus anatinus (platypus), 2799 nucleotides long. RefSeq names its product toll-like receptor 11. Gene Ontology annotation, molecular function: potassium channel activator activity; transmembrane transporter binding; voltage-gated potassium channel activity. Bases 1 to 2799 code for a protein of 932 amino acids. Gene Ontology annotation, cellular component: voltage-gated potassium channel complex. The transcript is spliced from 2 exons. The record is from RefSeq and is a predicted model, not a curated record. Gene Ontology annotation, biological process: signal transduction. Lineage: Eukaryota; Metazoa; Chordata; Mammalia; Monotremata; Ornithorhynchidae.